Alosa alosa (allis shad) is the source of this 921-nucleotide messenger RNA. RefSeq lists its product as uncharacterized. NCBI's taxonomy places the organism in Eukaryota, Metazoa, Chordata, Actinopteri, Clupeiformes, Clupeidae. The record is from RefSeq and is a predicted model, not a curated record. The transcript is spliced from 5 exons. Bases 25 to 717 code for a protein of 230 amino acids.
AUCUCUGUGAGACUCAGGUCGAAGAUGAUCUUCAUGAAACUCGUUGCCGAGAGGAUCUCCGUGAGACUCAAGCCAGAGAGGAUCUCUGUGGGACUCAAGGAGGAGAGGAUCUCCAUGAGACUCAAGCUGGGGAGGAUCUCCAUGAGACUCAAGCUGGAGAGGAUCUCUGUGAGACUCAGGGUGGAGAGGAUCUCCAUGAGACUCAAGCUGGAGAGGAUCUCUGUGAGACUCAGGGUGGAGAGGAUCUCCAUGAGACUCAAGCUGGAGAGGAUCUCCAUGAGACUCAAGGGUGGAGAGGAUCUCCAUGAGACUGAUGGAGGAGAGGAUCUCCAGACUCUGGCUGGGGAGGAUGUCCACACUGAGGCUCUGGAGGAUCUCCAUGGGACUCAGCUGGGAGAGGAUUUUCAGCUUGCUGAACCAGCAAGCUGGGCUGUGACCUAUGGCCAGAUGUGGCAAGUAAUGACCCUCCAAGGCGACUCUGUCAACUGCAGAGAGGACAUCCAUGCCACUCAGGCCAGAGAGGAUAUUCAGCCUGCUGAACCAGCAAGCUGGGUUGUGACCUAUGGCCAGAUCUAUCAAAACAUGAACCAUGAGGAUGGCCCUUCCCUCUGCAGAAAGCCCAUUAUGAACUCGUGGCUGGGCUCUGUGAAUGUGGAGGAUUGGGUGGAGCGAGAGGUGCAGGACAUCAGUCCAUCCAAGCACAUGGACACUUUCUAAAGCGUCCUGCACAAUGUUUCCCAAAAGACCUGGGAGAAGACCUGCCCAUCUUUAUGUGACUCUAUUCUACAUCAUUGAGACUACAGCUACUAUCAUUCAACAGUUCAGCUGCCCUUCAACCGAGACACAUUGUUGUUCUAUCCAUUAUUAAUAAUAAAUUGUUUCUUGAUUACCGUAUUAUAUUGACAUGACAUUAAUAUUGUA